AGAAACUACCAGUGAGGCAGUAACUGUUCGCAAAGUGCCAUGACCUACCCUCCUCAACUCCACCGAUUUUCUACCCAAUUUUCCUUUACCUUGUUCCCUCAAACUAAAGUAUUUCCCUAUGUACAUCUCAAAUCUCCAUGUUAUUUAGCACAAGGAUACAAUGCAGUUUUAGAAAUUACAACCUUUGUUGUAUUUCCUUUCUUACAUUUAGAACUCGCAGCAUUUGACCCAAUACCCAUUUAUUUUUUGAAAGCCCAUGUGGGAGCUAAUUGACUUUCCAGGAAGUUCUUUGCCAAUCCUCCCCCAAGAAGGUUUCUCCUGUGUUUGUAUCUGGUAGCAAUUCUACAGUGUUCAACAUUUGGAACUCUGGUAUUAUAAUUGUGCUUGAAGUAUCUACACAGAAAUGGUCUGUUUCAUCAUCCCCUGAGCUCGGCCUGUGUGUGGAUGUGACAUUCCAGUGGAAGGAAGCCAAGAGCCUAUAGUAGCGAUCCUGGGGAAAAUUUAAGCAGCUGUGGCUGUGUAAUUCAAAACCUCUGAAAAGUGUGCUGCAGUCCGUGCACAGCAUUAGUAUAACAUGAGGGCUGGAUGUAGCCCGUCCUCCGGAGGACUUCCUUGCCCGCUGCAGGAAAGAGAAGAUUGAAAGACAAACCUGGGUGCAGCCGGAAAGGUCCAAAUAGAUGAGCUUGUGGCAUCCAUCCCCUAAAUUCAGGGACUGCAUCGAACCUCAGCUGGGUCUCAUCGUUCCGAAUUGCAUUAGUUAAGAUUACCCAAGCUUGCAUUUCAAAGGAAUACUUUCAUCGUUCCCUGUGCCACCCCAAGUAAUUGGGGCCAGCUGGAUGUCAGGAUGCGCGUGGUUACGGUGGUAAUUCUGCUCUUCUUUUGUAAAGCCGCGGAGCUCCGCAAGGCCAGCCCUGGGGGCUCGAGAAGCCGAAUGAAUCAUGGCCGGGCGGGUGGGAGCCGGAGAGGCUCCAACCCCGUCAAACGCUACGCGCCAGACCUCCCCUGCGAAGUGUACACGUAUCUUCACGAGAAGUACUUAGAUUGUCAAGAAAGAAAACUAGUUUACGUGCUGCCUGACUGGCCUCAGGAUUUGCUGCAUAUGCUGUUAGCAAGGAACAAGAUCCGCAUACUGAAGAACAAGAUGUUCUCCAAGUUUAAGAGGCUGAAAAGCCUGGAUCUGCAGCAGAAUGAGAUCUCCAAAAUUGAGAGUGAGGCUUUCUUUGGUUUAAAUAAACUUACUACUCUCCUCCUGCAGCACAACCAAAUCAAAGUCUUGACAGAGGAAGUGUUCAUUUAUACGCCUCUCCUGAGCUACCUGCGUCUCUAUGACAACCCCUGGCACUGUACUUGUGAGAUGGAAACGCUUAUUUCAAUGUUGCAGAUUCCAAGAAACCGGAAUUUGGGGAACUAUGCCAAGUGCGAAAGGCCACAAGACCUAAAAAACAAAAAGCUGCGGCAGAUAAAAUCUGAACAGUUAUGCAAUGAAGAAGAAAGGGAACAAUUAGACCCGAAACCCCAAGUGUCAGGGAGACCCCCAGUCAUCAAGCCCGAGGUGGACUCGACUCUUUGCUACAAUUACGUGUUUCCCAUACAAACGCUGGACUGCAAACGGAAAGAGCUGAAGAAAGUUCCAAACAACAUCCCUCCAGACAUUGUUAAACUUGACUUGUCAUACAAUAAAAUCAACCAACUUCGACCCAAGGAGUUUGAAGAUGUUCAUGAGCUAAAAAAAUUAAACCUCAGCAGCAAUGGCAUUGAAUUCAUAGAUCCUGCUGCUUUUUUAGGACUCACACAUUUAGAAGAGUUAGAUUUAUCAAACAACAGUCUACAAAACUUUGACUAUGGCGUAUUAGAAGACUUGUAUUUUUUGAAACUCUUGUGGCUCAGAGAUAACCCUUGGAGAUGUGACUACAAUAUCCACUACCUCUACUACUGGUUAAAGCACCACUACAACGUCCACUAUAACGGCCUGGAAUGCAAGAUGCCUGAAGAAUACAAAGGGUGGUUUGUGGGAAAAUAUAUUCGCAGUUACUUUGAAGAAUGCCCCAAAGACAAAUUACCAGCCUACCCUGAGACAUUUGAUCAGGAUCCGGAAGAUGAUGAAUGGGAGAAGAUUCAUAGGGAUCACACAGCCAAGAAGCAAAGUGUAAGAAUCACUAUAGUGGGAUAACUUAGGAAUUGUUUUGGUUGCAACUGGUUUUGAAUUUGCUAUACCGGUGUCAGAAAACCAUAUGUUUACAUUUUGAUUAACUGUGUUGCCUAUUUAUGCAGGGUUAUCCAGUUACAGGAAGGUUCCCUUAAUUAUUAUUUUUAUUGUGAGAAAUUCUAGCAACCAAGGGAAUACUUCCAUCCCGCUUGCCUGCCUGUUUGCAGACCGGCCUUUGGUGACGGUUCCACACUGGUAAACUGCGGGAGUUGGGUCCUAAUGAUGGCAUUGGAAUUUCAUAACAUCCUGUAUAUAUG
Messenger RNA from Prionailurus viverrinus (fishing cat), 2463 nucleotides. RefSeq names its product leucine rich repeat containing 17 (gene LRRC17). The record is from RefSeq and is a predicted model, not a curated record. Gene Ontology annotation, molecular function: protein binding. Lineage: Eukaryota; Metazoa; Chordata; Mammalia; Carnivora; Felidae. The transcript is spliced from 4 exons. Bases 845 to 2170 code for a protein of 441 amino acids.